Molecule: messenger RNA, 765 nt
Organism: Pestalotiopsis fici W106-1
Lineage: Eukaryota; Fungi; Ascomycota; Sordariomycetes; Amphisphaeriales; Sporocadaceae
Exons: 2
Coding region: 1-765 (254 amino acids)
Source: RefSeq, a predicted model, not a curated record
AUGGCCACAGAGAGACCAGUAAUAGUCCUCAUUCACGGUGCUUGGCAUCCACCUCACUACUAUCGAAAGACAAUCGAUCUGCUACGCAAGCAAGGCUAUGUAGUACUGGCACCUCCAUUACCUACCACGGGACUGGAUGACUCCGUCGCAGGAAAGACGUACGUCGACGAUGUCAAGCGGGUUCACGAGGCCCUGCUGCCACACCUCGACGCUGGCCGACAGGCAGUGAUUCUCUGCCACUCCCAGGGCGGGAUAGCUGGCAGCGCAUGUGUCGAGGGCCAGACGGUCGAGGACCGCAAGACCAGGGGACUUGAUGGCGGUAUCAAGGCCGUCGUCUACCUUGCGGCCUUUGCGCUUUCUAAUCAUGGAGCAAGUUUGAUGGGGGAUAUCGGCGGCAAAUGUGCGCCGUUCUUUUCGCCAGACCCAGAAGAUCCUCCUUUUCAUAAACUCAAUGAGAAGGCUGCCAAUACGUUUUACAAUUGCUUGCAGCCCGAGGAGGCGCGUCAGAGUUUGGUGGACGGACUCGUCUACCAAAGCAAGGCGAGCCAACACGCGGGAGCGCAUUUCGUCGCGACUGACGUGACGGUUCCAAAGACUUAUAUCGUUUGCAGCGAGGAUCAAGCGAUACCCCGGGAGGCGCAGAUCCACAUGGCCCAAGCGACAGGUUGCGAGAUUGUCGAGAUCACAAGUGACCAUAGUCCGUUCUUGCAAGAUGACAAGAACCAAGAGAUUGUCGAUGUCGUCUUUCGAGUUGCUUCCAAGUGA